AUGGCGCAAAACAAUCAGAUCCGUGAGCAGGUAGAGCUUGCCAUGGCCAAUAUCCUCGUGCGCACGCCAUCUGCCGUUUCGCGCUUUCCAGAUGAUAUAAUCAACAGCGAGGAGAUGCUCAAUACGCGAGAGCUUUCCAUGUUCAUCGAUCUUUCCCACCUCGAGAACCAGGUCGAACAUCGUGAUGCAGACCUCGUACCCACAAUAUCCGACUGGCGAAGAUUCUGGAGGCUGGUGUUCCGACGAUGGAACACGACUCAUCCAGACAACGAAAGCCCCAUUUUCGUCGGUGAUCUCUCUUCUGAAACUGCCGUCAAAGUCGGUUCUUUGACGUGCAAUCACCCACCCAACAAGGCCUACCCUGGGCCACAGCCAAAAUGGCGACAAGAGGGAGCUGAUGUUUUCCUCGGCGUCUCCAUUCCUCAGUGGCAGGGCUGGAUGGACCUUCUAUGGAAAGACUCCAAGGGGAAGCCGGUCAAACCAUCGAUUGUCAAGCUCGAUAUGGAUCUUUGCGAAUGCCUCGAUCUUGCUAUCUCACGAUACGAUCGGUGUGUCCAGGACCGUGUUGAAAAGUACAAUGAGGAUUGUAUCAUUGCUACUGCUCGCCGACGCCUUGUCCACUUCGCCAAGAUGGGCACUGGCCGUGAGCCACGCAUUCUCUCUGGAAAUGAAGCACCCAUUUUGAUGCCUGUUGUACUUGCUGGAGACCGUGCCGAAAACAUGGCCAACACAUUCGCCAACCUGAAGGAUAUGCGAGACCUGCGGGCCAACUAA
Molecule: messenger RNA, 774 nt
Organism: Fusarium venenatum
Lineage: Eukaryota; Fungi; Ascomycota; Sordariomycetes; Hypocreales; Nectriaceae
Source: RefSeq, a predicted model, not a curated record